AUGUUGCGUUGGCAUUCGGUGCGCAGGAAACAACAUCAACAAUUACAAGGUAGGUCAAAAUUUGGCGCGAAAAAUGAGGAAUUUUGAUACUGAACAAGCAUAUUCGCUCUAAUGAUGAUUUUGCAGCGCGAAAAAUGCGAUUCUUUAACAUUUUAAAAUAGCAAAUGCGCUCUAUUGCUAAUUUUAUCGCGUUUCUAAGCUCCGCCCACUUUUCUGCAAGUCUGGCACGGUUUUUUUGCAAAAUGAAAAAGCCAAAAAUCAUUUUAUUUUCAAAUGUUAUCAAAAAUGUUUCUUUUGUUCCCCGAAAAUUAAUUAAGUUUUCAAAUCGUUUGAUUUUUGCGCCAGAAUCGAACAUUUUAUUUUUUUUUCCAAAAAUUUUCAAAAAAAAACGUCCUCUAAAAACUGGAGGGUUCAUUAAUUUUUGCCAUUUUUUGCUUUCAAAUUUUUUUUUUUGGAGAUGCGCUUUUUUAAAAGGAUUUUUAUUAUGUUUUUAGUCGAUUUUCAAAUUUUUGGCCAAUUUUUGCUCAUUCCCUCCAUAAAAUCACUUUUUUUUAGUUAGAGAAAAAAAAAUUGGGAAAAAAAUUUAGAAUUUUUCCCACCCGACCACAAUUUUUUUUCUUACAUUAGUUUUGGGAGAAAAAAAUUGACAGAGAUUUUUCUUGAUUAAUAAUUUUUAUUCCAUUUGAUUAAGGAAGUGUUUAGGUAGGAUUUAGGGGGAAUUUUUAGGCUUCAAUAUUAGGCCUAAAAUUUUAGACGCGAGAUUUUGAUCUAGAAAAGUUCUAGGAAAAAAUUAGGGAUCAAAAAGUUCAGAAAAUCUAGAAUUAAGUUUAGGCCUAGCUUAGGCCCGAUUUUAGGCUCUCAUAGGCUCAGUCUCUGCUCGAAAAUAAGCCCAAAAUUUUAGGAUUUUUCCAGAUCAAAAAGUCCAACCUGAAAAAAGCGUGAUCUUAGGCCUGACUCAAGUAUACUCUCAAUCAAAUUCAGGCCCCUUCUAGGCCUCUUCUCAGGCUCACCUAACACCCAUCCUCAAUUUCCCACCGCAAAACCGCAGCCUGAGAUAAAUUACCCUCACAUUUUUCAUUCAUCUCAUCAUCUUUUCGAUUUCCGGGCAGCUUCUCCAUUUUUCUUCGGCUGUGCCACUGAAAAAAAAGAGAUGGCAGACGAUGAGUUUCCGAUCUUUGAUUCGAUACAUUCAGGUAAGCCCAGGCCUGGGCUUAGGCCUAAGUUUAGGGCCAGAGAGCCUGAAGAGGCCUAAGUUUAGGGCCAGAAUUUGAGAGCCUGAAACUAAGAUCAGCCUGAAUUUGUUCCUAGAGAAUUUCAACAUAUUUUUGUAACCUAAAAAACUUUUGCAUUUGAAUAAUCCACGUGGCAAACCUGAAAAUCUUGAAUUCAAAAAAUGAAUUUUAAAAAUCUGCCAUUUCUGUUUUGAAUUUGGAGCAUUUUGAGCUAAAAUUGUUAGGGUGAGCUUGAAAUUUUGAAUAUUUUGAAUUUUUCAAAAUUUACAUUGGAGCGCACUUGAAUCCGCUUCUGUUUCUGAACAUUUUCAGGUAUUUUUCAAAUUGAGGUGAUUUUCAUAGCAAAUGCGCUCUAUUGAUAAAUUUCAAAACGUCGGAAAUUUUCAAAUUUUCAUUUUUUUUUCUGUUCGAAAUUCCACGUGGAUUGUGCCUUUUGGGAUAUUCAGAAGCCUUAGACUUAUCCUAACCAUUAACCUAAAGCUUAAGGCUUAACCUUAGGAUAACCUUAACCCCAACCUAAAUCUGAAGACUAGAAAAACACAACUUGACAAAAAAAACGUGAUAAAUUAUGUAUUCCCAAAAAAAAAAAAUAUCCGAUUUCUUUUGCGCGCCAAUUUUUUUUUUGGCUCCAGAAAAAUUGGGGGAGCACCGAAAAAAUAAUGAUAUACAAAUAAAUACAUUUUUUUGUUGUAGCCGAGCUUUCAUCUGGCGGCGCAGGAAUGUUGUCGGCUCCAGAAUCGAGACGAGUUAGCCGAAGUAUGAGUGUUAAAGGUGAGGAGUUUGAGCGGCGGGGGAGAAAUUUGAAUUCGGGUUUUUUUGGCGGGGAUUUUUUGGGAUUCUUGAAAUUCAAAGGGUUUUUUUGUGAAGCUGAAUUUAAUUUUUGAAAAUUUUUAAAAAACAAAAUUCAGAAUUCUGGAAAAUUUUGAUUUUUUUUCAAAAAUUCAAGUUUGCCACGUGGAUUUCUAGAGCUUUAAAAAUUUUUAGCACAAAAAUCUGAAAUUAUUGGAUUUUCUACUAGAAAAAUUUUGAGCUAAACAAAAUUUGCCCACGUGGAUUUUUCGAGCGUUUGAAAUUAGAGUUUCAGAAAAAUAUUUAGAUAUUUUUGCUCAGCAAAAAUUGUGCCACGUGGAUUUUUCUGAAGCCAAAGCCUCCACAAACUCAAAUUUUCAUUUCCAGCUCCCACAGCCGCCGAAUACAUGCCAUUGCCACUUCGCGACAAACCCUUGCAGCUCUCGAAUUCGCUGAGCCUCGAUCCAAAUGAGCCCAUCUCGGCGCUGACUCCAACAAAAGAGAGUCGAGUGGCGGCGUUGCGGAGAAGAUCGUCGAUGGUUCGAGACAAAUGGGCCACCAAAAUGGAAUUUCUUUUGGCUGUUAUUGGAUAUGCGGUGGAUUUGGGGAAUAUUUGGAGGUGAGCAACUUUUUCAGCACAAAAUUUUGGUAUAGAAACGUCAAUUUUUGAAAAUUUUUAGAUUUUUUACGGUUUGCAUUAGAGCGCACUUGAUUCCCUUUGUUUUUCUGAUCAUUUUCCUAUAUUUUCAAAGCUCUAAAAGUCAUUGCGAAGCUUGUUAUAGAAAAUGCGCUCCAAUGCAAAUGUUUAAAAUUUAAUAAAUUUUCAAAUUUUCUUUUUUUUGCUAGAUCUCUGAGUUUCUCUUUUUCUGGAAAUUUUUUGAUUGUUUUUCCGUGUUUUUUCCAUGGGAAAACAGAAAAUUAAUUGAUUUCUGAUUUUUGGCAGAAAAUUCAGUGAUUCAUCAAAAUUUCCAGACUUCAAAAAGUUGUUUGAUUCGGAAAUAUCUAGAUCACAUUUUUUCGCUGAACCGAAUACAAAAAAAGGGCGUUCUCACGCCCUCGAUGAAUAAUAUGAGCAAUCGUGAAAAAUAGGAACUUCAAAAAAAAAAAGAAAAUUUGAAAAUUAGAUGUUUUCAGAAAAUUCUCAAUAGAGCGCACUUGAUAUAACUAGCUUAAAAUUAGCUUUUAAAGCUCGAUUUAUAUAGGAAAAUGUUCAGAAAAACACCAGGAUGCAAGUGCGCUCCAAUGCAAAUUUUGAAAAGUUACAUAAAUUUCAAAAUUCUCAAUAGAGCGCAUUUGCAAACAUAAGGUUAAAAUUGUGCAGUAAUGCUUAACGUCAAACUCAAAUCAAUAUGCAAAAUUAAAGCUUUAUUCUCAACAAGCUCUGAAAAUGGGUGAAACAAUUAAUUGCCAAAAGGCCCAAAACACCUGUUCUGAAAACAAUGUUCAAAAAAUCCACAAUCAGAACCGUCACGGCAUUUCUUCAACUCCGAAGCCGAUGCGAAGAUUGUGAAGAUUGUGAAGAGGAGAACGAUCAAGAACUUCAUAGCGAAAUUGUUUGUUGAUAUGAGAAAUGAGAUUGGAGCUGGGCUUUUAUGUGCAAAUUUUGAUUCGAUUUGAGAAAUCGAUGAUUCGAUAAGCGAACUUUAUUUCGAUUCAACAAGUUUUCAGAAAAUCAAACGAUCAAAAAUUUUUGGGGUGAAGGUUGAAAAAAUGAUUUGGGAUCCGCCAAAAACAAGAAUCAAUCAAGAAUCGCAGUUCUUCUCACAAAACUCACAAAACAGACCAAAAAAACCCAUUUCGAAAAUAAAACACAAAACGCGCCUUCACACAAACACGUCAAUUCUGUGAGGCUGGGCGCGUUUUGUGUGCAGUGCUUUUGAAUUCUUCAAAUAUUUUUGAUCAUUUGAUUUUCUGAAAACUUGUUGAAUCGAAAUACAGCUCGCUUAUCGAAUCAUCGAUUUCUCAAAUCGAAUCAAAAUUUCCACAUAAAAGCCCAGCUCCAAGUUCAUUUCUCAUAUCAACAAACAACUUUGCUAUGAAGUUCUUGAUCGUUCUCCUCUUCACAAUCUUCACAAUCUUCGCAUCGGCUUCGGAGUUGAAGAAAUGCCGUGACGGUUCUGAUUGUGGAUUUUUUGAACAUUGUUUUCAGAACAGGUGUUUUGGGCCUUUUGGCAAUUAAUUGUUUCACCCAUUUUCAGAGCUUGUUGAGAAUAAAGCUUUAAUUUUGCAUAUUCUUAUGAGUUGGACCUUAGACGACAAAAUUUUAUUUGCUCAAUCUUUUGAGCAACUAAAAUUUUGUCGGCUUACCCCCCCCUUUAAAAAGUAUACGAAAAUGCUCAAAAAACACCAAGAUUCAAAUGCGCUCUAUUGCAAAAAUUGAAGCAAUCAUACAUAAUUUUUCAAAAAUAUAUCGUGUUUGGGCUCAAAAUGCUCCAAAUUUUCCAGAUUUCCGUCAGUCUGCUAUAAACACGGUGGCGGUGCCUUCCUCAUCCCAUACUUCAUAAUGUUAAUGCUUGGCGGUUUGCCAAUGUUCUAUAUGGAACUGGUUUUGGGACAAUUCCAUCGUUCCGGUUGUAUUAGUAUUUGGCGCAAGAUUUGUCCACUUUUUCGCGGAAUCGGCUAUGGUAUUUGCUUCAUUUGCACUUUUAUUGCCAUUUUUUAUAAUGCUAUUAUUGCACAGGCUGUUUAUUUUGCGUUUAGCUCGAUUUCGGUGAGUUUUGCUCGAAAUUUUAAAUUUCUAAAAAGUUUUCUAGGCUAUCAUUAGAGCGCACUUGCUUUAUUGAGCUUUAAAAACGCUUGUAGAGCUCGAAAAAUACACCAAAAUGCUCAGAGUGCUCUCUUGAAAUUUGUUUGGAUUCUCAAAAUUCUCGAUGGAGCUCCCUUGAAUCCCCUUCGGUGUUCAAACUUUAAAAGUGAAUUUGUAGCUAGUUUUAGCAAGUGCGCUCUAAUGAUAAUCAAGAAAAUUUUUAAAAUAUUCAAAUUUGGUGUCAAAAAAUCCCCAAUUUUGCAGCUUCAAGUCCCAUGGGCAACUUGCAACAACACGUGGAACACCCCAAAAUGUUCGGACGAUCUAAAUGUGACUCAUUCAAAAUCCGGCGAGCGUUUAACAACACCAUCCGAAGAAUAUUAUCUCUACAACGUGCUGGAAUCUCAAAAAUCGACGGGUUUUGAUGAUUUGGGCGGGGUGAAACCGAGUAUGGCAAUUUGUUUGGCUCUUGUGUUCACCAUGGUCUACUUUGCCCUCUGGAAAGGACCACAAAGUUCGGGGAAAAUGGUGUGGGUCACUGCCACCGCACCCUAUUUCAUUUUGACGAUUUUAUUGAUUCGCGGACUGACUUUGCCUGGAGCUAGUAAAGGCCUGAUGUUCUAUGUGACACCGGAUUUUGAUAAAUUGUGGGAUCCGGCUGUUUGGUCGGCCGCAGCCACUCAAAUCUUCUUUUCACUUGGACCCGGGUUUGGCGUGCUGUUGGCGUUGAGCAGUUAUAAUGAUUUUAAUAAUAAUUGUUAUCGGUAGGUGGAUUUUGGCCACGUGUCAAAUCUGACUUUCUUCUGCAAUCCUGGCACACUUUUCUGAUCAUUUUGAUAUCAAAUAAACCCAGAAAAAAACGGUGCCAGACUUGCAGAAAGUGGGCGUGGCUUUAUUCGGUAUCAAAAAAUGCGCAAUUCAUUUUUGCAGCGACGCAGUGGUCACCUCAAUAAUCAACUGCGGAACGUCGUUCUUCUCCGGCGCCGUCGUCUUCUCCACCCUCGGCUACAUGUCCGAACUCACAAAUCGGCCAGUCGGCGAAGUUGUCGGCGAAAAUGACGCGAGUCUGAUUUUCAUGGUCUACCCGCAGGCGUUGGCCACAAUGGCCUACAGCAACUUUUUCUCAUUCAUAUUUUUCGUCAUGUUAAUUACACUUGGUAUUGAUUCGACUUUCGCUGGAAUCGAAGCGCUUAUCACGGGAUUUUGUGAUGAGAGUCGACUUUUGACAAAACAUCGCAAGUGGUUUGUGUUGGUCGUUUGUGUGGUUUAUUAUUUUUUGAGCUUCCCGGCGAUUAGUUAUGUGAGUUUUUUUUGGGUUAUAGGGGGGAUUUUGAGCAUUUGGAAACCACACAAGCAUAAUUUUAGGGUUCCUAAGGUCCUUAGGAGCAUUUAGAGACCACACAAGCCUAAUUUUAGGGUUCCUUAGAUCCUUAGGAUCAUUUUGAAACCUCGCAAGCCUUGGUUAGGGUUCCUUAGAUCCUUAGGAGCAUUUUGAAACCUCGCAAGCCUAUCUUAUGAUAACCUUCAUGUUUCUAAGGUCCUUCGGCACCUAUAACCUUAGUGUUAGGGUUCCCUAACGCCUAAUUAACACUCUAAGGUCUUUUAUAACUCAAAUGCUCUCUAUUGGACACCUGACAAAUUUGAAAGUUUUCAAAAACUCAAGUGCGCUCCACUGCACACAGUCCAAAUUUCAACAUUUUCCCCAAAAACCUCUCCAAUUUAAAGGGACAUCAAUACGUGGUUCCAUUCUUGGAUGACUACGGAGUGUCGUUGUCAGUGCUAUUUAUGGUAACUUGCGAAAUGAUCGCCGUGUGCUGGUUUUAUGGAAUUGAGCAAUUUUCAAAGGAUAUUAGGUGAGUAAAAAAACCGUGCCAGACUUGCAAGAAAAGGCGUGGCUUUCUCUUCUCAAUCGCUCAUUUUCCAGAGCAAUGCUCGGCUUCUACCCGGGAAUCUAUUGGCGCACAUGCUGGACAUUCUCCCCGAUCUUCAUCUCCAUCAUCUUCGGUAUGACCAUCUACAACAGCAACUUCACUCCAAUACAACUCGGCCCCUACACUUUCCCCUGGUGGAGUGUUGUGUUGGGAUGGAUGUUGCGGUUGCUGUCGGUGCUCUCAGUGCCCGUUUUCGCGCUGAUCUAUAUUGCGAGUGGCACGGGAAGCUUGCGGGAAAGGUUUAAGUGGGCGAUUACACCGCAGCAGCGCCGAACAUCUGCGACGAGUUUGGCGGCGGAUCCGACGCAGAUUAUUGAUAGCAGUUUGCUAGAUCCCGUCAAUCACUUGACCCCUGUUUAA
Messenger RNA from Caenorhabditis angaria, 7058 nucleotides. Lineage: Eukaryota; Metazoa; Nematoda; Chromadorea; Rhabditida; Rhabditidae. The record is from the annotation of a GenBank genome assembly.